Molecule: messenger RNA, 1955 nt
Organism: Pungitius pungitius (ninespine stickleback)
Lineage: Eukaryota; Metazoa; Chordata; Actinopteri; Perciformes; Gasterosteidae
Gene: suclg2
Product: succinate-CoA ligase GDP-forming subunit beta
Exons: 11
Coding region: 58-1353 (431 amino acids)
Biological process (GO): succinyl-CoA metabolic process; tricarboxylic acid cycle
Cellular component (GO): mitochondrion; succinate-CoA ligase complex
Molecular function (GO): succinate-CoA ligase (GDP-forming) activity; metal ion binding; ATP binding
Source: RefSeq, a predicted model, not a curated record
UCUGCGUUAGCUCACACACGCUCCCGACGUCAUCUCUUUCUGGUCUUCCGUGUCAACAUGGCGGCUUCCAUGGCAUCCCAGGCUGCAGCAAGAGGGCUGAGAACAGCGACCUCAAAGCGCUUCCUCCUGGACAAACUCAAGGGCACCUGCUUGAGUCCCAGAAGAUGGCUGAAUCUGCAAGAGUACCAGAGCAAGAAGCUGAUGCAAGAGAGCGGCGUGGCUGUCCAACGUUUCUAUGUGGCCGACACGGCUUCUGAAGCCCUGGAGGCUGCAAAGAGGCUGAAUGCCAAGGAGAUUGUGUUGAAAGCUCAGAUUCUGGCCGGUGGCAGAGGCAAAGGUGUGUUUGACAGUGGCCUUAAAGGUGGAGUGCACUUGACUAAGGACCCUGCUGUGGUUGGGGAACUGGCCAAUAAGAUGCUGGGUUUCAACCUGACCACCAAGCAGACACCCAAAGACGGCGUGAAAGUGAAGACGGUGAUGGUCGCUGAAGCGCUGGACAUCUGCAGGGAGACUUACUUUGCCAUCCUGAUGGACCGCGCCUGUAAUGGUCCUGUCAUGGUAGGCAGCCCUCAGGGAGGUGUGGAUAUCGAGGAGGUGGCCGCCAGCUCCCCAGAACUCAUCUUCAAGGAAGUCAUAGAUAUACUUGACGGGGUGCACGACGACCAGGCACUUCGCAUGGCAGCUAAUUUGGGUUUCAAAGGACCUCUGCAGAGACAGGCAGCCGAUCAGAUAAAGAGGCUGUAUGAUCUGUUCCUGAAAGUCGACGCCACUCAAGUCGAAGUUAAUCCUCUCGGAGAGACUCCUGAAGGACAAGUGGUCUGCUUUGAUGCCAAGAUCAACUUUGACGACAAUGCAGAGUUUCGCCAGAAAGCGGUGUUUGCCAUGGACGACAUGACCGAAAGCGACCCCACAGAGACGGAGGCAGCCAAGUGGGACCUCAAGUAUAUCGGACUGGAUGGAAACAUUGCCUGCUUUGUGAAUGGAGCUGGUCUUGCCAUGGCCACAUGUGACAUCAUUGACCUGCAUGGAGGAAAGCCAGCCAACUUCCUGGACCUGGGGGGAGGAGUCAAAGAGAGGCAGGUGUACGAGGCAUUCAAGCUGCUGACUGCCGACCCUAAGGUCGAGGCCAUCCUGGUCAACAUCUUUGGUGGAAUCGUCAACUGUGCCAUCAUCGCCAACGGCAUCACCAAGGCGUGUCGAGAGCUGGAGCUGAAGGUGCCGCUGGUGGUCAGGCUUGAAGGGACCAACGUCCACGAGGCCAAGAGGAUCCUGACCGAGAGCGGCCUGCCAAUCACUUCAGCGGAGAACCUGGAUGACGCCGCCAAGAAAGCAGUGGCCGCCAUCAGGAAGUAGAAAAAAGUCGUGCACGCCGCGUCCUCUCAUCACCGACGACCCUCAGCGUCCGCCUUUUCUUACACAUGCAGACCUCCGGUUGCUCCAAUAGGCGUUUUUGUUUCAACACCAGCUUCCCAACAAUCCUUUCAGUGCCGACCCGGUGUCUUUACCGCAGGUUUGCGGAUGCGGCGUCAUCUCGAUGCGCUGCAGAAUUCAAAUGUGAAACGAUGCAGUGUUGAUUUUGCAGAUUUUAGCUUUUAAUUAUUUUGUUCUGUUGUUUAAGGUUUGUCCACAUAAUUUUUAAUCAUGCAUCUUUGGUGAGGUCCUUCACACACACCGCAAACUAUAAUCCACCACUUGGUGCAUUCCAUUCCCCAAGGCGACGGACGCUUCUCUUCGCGUUGUGUGCACUGUAUGACUGAGCUGAUGUUAACUUUGGAUCAGCCUGUGUGCAAACAAAAUCUAUCGAUCCAUCCAAUGCCUUAUCUGUGUAUCAAAUGAGGUCAAUGAAGUACCCUCGCUGUGAAAUGUGUACAGCGUGUCUUAAUUGUGAAGCGCUCUCGGGCAAACACUGUGUCAACUCUUUAAAUCUGUGCCUGUUUAAUGGAGGUUUUUUUUUU